Messenger RNA from Aegilops tauschii subsp. strangulata, 1211 nucleotides. RefSeq names its product NAC domain-containing protein 67. The record is from RefSeq and is a predicted model, not a curated record. Gene Ontology annotation, biological process: regulation of DNA-templated transcription. Lineage: Eukaryota; Viridiplantae; Streptophyta; Magnoliopsida; Poales; Poaceae. Gene Ontology annotation, molecular function: DNA binding.
AUGAAUCCCUUUGACUCCUUUCCGACCCCCAGCACCUCCCCACGAAGCUUCUCCUCCACUCCUCGCUAUUUAUCCUCCGCAGACGCCGUUUUCCAAGAUCCAUUCCGAGACACUCAACACAGUCCACCACGCACGUGCAGCAGCAGCAGCGCCCGAGAAUCCCAUUCCCAUCGACGGAGAAGAAGAAGUGAAGAAACAAUGGUGAUGGCAGCGGCGGAGCGGCGGGACGCGGAGGCGGAGCUGAACCUGCCGCCGGGGUUCCGGUUCCACCCGACGGACGAGGAGCUGGUGGCGGACUACCUCUGCGCGCGCGCGGCCGGCCGCGCGCCGCCGGUGCCCAUCAUCGCCGAGCUCGACCUCUACCGGUUCGACCCGUGGGAGCUCCCGGAGCGGGCGCUCUUCGGGGCGCGGGAGUGGUACUUCUUCACGCCGCGGGACCGCAAGUACCCCAACGGCUCCCGCCCCAACCGGGCCGCCGGGGGCGGCUACUGGAAGGCCACCGGCGCCGACAGGCCCGUGGCGCGCGCGGGCAGGACCGUCGGGAUCAAGAAGGCGCUCGUCUUCUACCACGGCAGGCCGUCGGCGGGGGUCAAGACGGACUGGAUCAUGCACGAGUACCGCCUCGCCGGCGCCGACGGACGCGCCGCCAAGAACGGCGGCACGCUCAGGCUUGACGACUGGGUGCUCUGCCGCCUAUACAACAAGAAGAACCAGUGGGAGAAGAUGCAGCGGCAGCGGCAGGAGGAGGAGGCGGCGGCCAAGGCUGCGGCGUCACAGUCGGUCUCCUGGGGUGAGACGCGGACGCCGGAGUCCGACGUCGACAACGAUCCGUUCCCGGAGCUGGACUCGCUGCCGGAGUUCCAGACGGCAAACGCGGCAAUACUGCCCAAGGAGGAGGUGCAGGAGCUGGGCAACGACGACUGGCUCAUGGGGAUCAGCCUAGACGACCUGCAGGGCCCCGGCUCCCUGAUGCUGCCCUGGGACGACUCCUACGCCGCCUCGUUCCUGUCGCCGGUGGCCACGAUGAAGAUGGAGCAGGACGUCAGCCCAUUCUUCUUCUGAGCUCUCAAUACUCUCACGGUCGCACUGUUGUGUGCGGCGUAACUGUAGAUAGUUCACAUUUAUUCAGGAUUUAUUUGUAACGUUGCUUCUUUUAUACGUAUGAUACUCUCUUGGUUUCUAAAUAUAAGUCUUUUAGAGAUUUUAUAGUA